GCGCAUUCCUUCUUCCAGGCCUUCUUUUCCGGCCGGCGCAGUCAACCCCAUCUCAUCAUUCCCCCUCCUGAAAUCACAUUGCUUGCCCAAAGUCAGGUGCGUAUAUGUUCCUGCAUUUCCCCUCCCAAUCCCAAUACCCCUCGUCCUCCCGACCUUGCAUGAUAGGAUCCGUGUCCCUGACCGUGGCUGCCGUUCCGCCUUCUCUCAGAUUCUGCGUUCAUCGGCCAUCACCACUUCUUUCCCCCCCACGUCCGCGUGCCUCUUUCUCAAUCUUAUUUAUUCCUCCCCUCCUACUCGGCGGAGGAUUGUGUCUUGGUGUCUUUGACUCAUUGACUGAUCAAAGAGCCAAUCCGCCUGCUGGUCCCUGUACUUACCCUGCCGUUGCCGCUGCUGUCCAAGUUGCCUCGCAGAUGUUCAGUGCUGUGGCUUCUUGCGACAUCGUGCUGUUUUAAGCCCGUCCCGUGUCCUGCCUUCCAUGAACCCGAAGGACCUACUACGAUACCUGUCUAAGCCCGCAAAGCCCCGAUAACACGCCUAAACCCCACCUUUUUUU
This is a messenger RNA of Aspergillus sclerotioniger CBS 115572, 553 nucleotides long. RefSeq lists its product as uncharacterized. The record is from RefSeq and is a predicted model, not a curated record. Lineage: Eukaryota; Fungi; Ascomycota; Eurotiomycetes; Eurotiales; Aspergillaceae. Bases 159 to 452 code for a protein of 97 amino acids. The transcript is spliced from 3 exons.